CCACAGCCUCGUUCCGUGACCGACAGCACCGUCUCUCCGCCACCUCACAUCCUCUACCUCUUCUCGACUUCUCCCUCGCUCCCUAUUCAUCUCGUCGCCCUCCUCACCCAGCCUUUGUCGAUCGCGAGCCGGUGCUCAGUACAGAAUGUGGUUGUAUCGGGGCGCUCAGUCGGCCGUUUUCUACUAUGCCACCUGCACCCCCUGCGCCGAGUCCUCAUACCGUCGGAAUCGAAUGAAAGAAGCCGCCCGGUCGAAGCGCGAACAGGAGAAAAGCGAUGCCAUCGUCACCGAUCAACCGAAACCCUUUGCACAACCGACCCCUUUCAGUACCAACCCAGCAUGGGCGGAGGAAAUCGCUCUAGGCCCCGGCCCGCCAGCACGCAGAGGUGGUCACCGAACGCAUCGUCGAAUGGAAUCAUGGAACACAGACGGAGCAUCGGUGAAUUCACAGCAUGGAUCGGCGAACACAACGUCUAGAAAAGACAAACUGAAGAACCCGCUGGGCGAACGCUGGAGUCGCAUGCGGUAUCAACGCGAAGACGAGCCGUUAUGGGGCCAGGAAAUGGAAGUGAAGGGCUCGUCUGUGGGCUUGUCCGGCGGAGGCCGCGCGGACGAAGUCUCGAACAGCAAGUAUUAUAUCGCUCGAGUGCCUCCGGUAAACGAUCUACAUCCCCCGAUCGUUAGUGGGCCCAAGAGCCGGGCGGAGACGCGGUGGAUGUUACAGCCCCCACCCAGUGCCAGGGUUAUGGCCGGCAAGGAACGCAUCGCCGAUUCCACGUCCAAGAACACCAAAUCGUCUGACAUCAGCGCCAAUGCAAAGCCAUCGGUAGAAGCAGUACAGGCGCAACCCCCGGUUAAAACACAAUCGAUUGAGAGGAGUGCGUCUCGAGCUAAGGCGCCAGCAAUGGCUCCCGAUGGAUGGUACGACCCGAGAGCCGAUGGUUUGGAGGAAGAUGGCGACGACGAGUCACCCCGGUAUGGGCGUGACGAGUCUCACUUGGUUAUCGCACCCUCGCUGCACUCUCGCUUCGAAUCAUGUUCCUCGCUUUCGUCCGACGCAGAUUCCGAGGCGGAGUCCCCGCGGGUCUCGCUGCAUUCGCCGCAAACGCCGACCUCCCGGCCUGGCUCCAAGGCGACCCAAGAUAGCGGUAAACACUUCCCAACGAUCUCCAAGACCAUGUCCACCUUCCAGCACCAGCACCAACCAGGCAACAACAAUAAAGUUGAGAUGUUGCAUUUGGAAAUCAAUGACUCGCCUGACGAUAUCGCCUUAGGUCAGCUUGAACGCCUGCGGCCUUGGCGUUGGAGUAUGGACAUCUGAUUUCUCCAUCUCCAAUGCUACCGGACUUGAAGCUUAAGUCCAUGGCU
Messenger RNA from Aspergillus homomorphus CBS 101889, 1368 nucleotides. RefSeq lists its product as uncharacterized. NCBI's taxonomy places the organism in Eukaryota, Fungi, Ascomycota, Eurotiomycetes, Eurotiales, Aspergillaceae. The record is from RefSeq and is a predicted model, not a curated record. The coding region runs from base 146 to 1321 and encodes 391 amino acids. The transcript has a single exon.